Equus caballus (horse) is the source of this 853-nucleotide messenger RNA. It is a transcript of the gene PPIB, whose product is annotated as peptidylprolyl isomerase B. Gene Ontology annotation, molecular function: peptidyl-prolyl cis-trans isomerase activity. Gene Ontology annotation, biological process: protein folding; protein peptidyl-prolyl isomerization. The record is from RefSeq and is marked provisional. NCBI's taxonomy places the organism in Eukaryota, Metazoa, Chordata, Mammalia, Perissodactyla, Equidae.
UUCUCCCGGUGGAUGCUGCGUUUCUCAGGGCGGAACAUGAAGGUGCUCUUCGCCGCCGCCCUCAUCGUGGGCUCUGUCUUCUUCCUGCUGUUGCCAGGACCCUCCACGGCCGAUGAGAAGAAGAAGGGGCCUAAAGUCACUGUCAAGGUGUACUUUGACCUGCGAAUUGGAGAUGAAGAUAUAGGCCGGGUGGUCAUCGGUCUCUUUGGAAAGACUGUUCCAAAAACAGUGGAUAAUUUUGUGGCCUUAGCUACAGGAGAGAAAGGAUUUGGCUACAAAGACAGCAAAUUCCAUCGUGUGAUCAAGGACUUCAUGAUCCAGGGUGGAGACUUCACCCGGGGAGAUGGCACUGGAGGUAAGAGCAUCUACGGUGAACGCUUCCCAGACGAGAACUUCAAGCUGAAACACUAUGGGCCCGGCUGGGUGAGCAUGGCCAACGCAGGCAAAGACACCAACGGCUCCCAGUUCUUUAUCACGACCGUGAAGACAGCCUGGCUAGAUGGCAAGCACGUAGUGUUCGGCAAAGUUCUAGAGGGCAUGGAGGUAGUGCGGAAGGUGGAGACCACCAAGACAGAUGGGCGCGACAAGCCCCUGAAGGAUGUGACAAUUGCAGACUGUGGCAAGAUCGAGGUGGAGAAGCCCUUUGCCAUCGCCAAGGAGUAGGGCCUGGGGACUUCCUCCCUUUGAGCAACCAUCUGUGCAGCCGUGUUGCCCCCCAAGGGGUGAAGACAGCCUGCCACAGGGCUCUGCGCUCCCACUGGCCCCAGUGGUGGCAUCUGACGGAGUGGACUCCUCCCCUCACAUUCCACAGGGCCCAGUUUUGUAACAAACUCCUACCAACACUGACCAAUAA